UGAAGUCCGAAUGAAUGAAUAAAGCUUUGACACCUAUCUAUUUAUCUAUAGGUCUCUUUUACUUAGCUUUAAAAAUUGUAAACAACAGGUGGUUCAAAAUUCAACACUUUAAUGUAAUUUGUAAUCGCAGUAAAAAUUUAAAAACAUAAAUAAAAUGAGUAACAAACAAGUAGACAUUGGUUUUCUAGAAGAAAAGUGCAGCUGGUUAUUGCAUCCUAGAUUUUUUCCUAGUAAAGUAGGAGGAAAGCCAGCCUGGUUAGACCUCAAAAAUUUACCUGAACCUGGUGGAUUAACCUGCAAAACGUGUAAAGAACCUCUAAUUUUCUUAUGUCAGGUGUAUGCUCCCUUUGAGGAAAGUAAUGAUUGCUUCCAUCGAACAAUAUUCAUAUUCAUUUGUCGAAAAGGUUCCUGCUGUAAAAUAAACUCUGCUGAAAAUUUCAUUAUACUAAGGUGUCAGCUACCAAGAAAAAAUGAAUAUUAUUCUUUUGAGCCAUAUGAAGAAAAUGAAAAUGAGGUAUUUCCUAUGGAAAAAUGGGCAAAGAUGUGUAAUGUUUGUGGUUUAAAAGCACCAUCUCACUGUUCAAAAUGUAAAAAAGUUAACUACUGCAGUCGAGAACACCAGAUUCUUGAUUGGAAAAAAGAACACAAAACCAUUUGCCCUGACUUGCAAGAGAAAUCUGAGCCUCGUUUGAAUUGUUUUACUGUAACAGAGUCAGGAAAAUCGAUAUUAUUUGAAGAAUGGGAAGUUGAUGUUGAUAAAGAGGAUGAGGAGGAAAUCACUGUAGUAGAUACAAAUCAAGAACUGGAGAAACUUAAAAAAAUGAUUGAAGAUGAAAAAGUUGGUACUAUGAGCAACAUACCUGACAGUGAAAUAGAACAAUAUGCAAGGUCAUCAUCAGCAGAUAAGGUGUACAAUAGGUUCAGUAAAAGAAUAGCUAGACAUCCUGAUCAAGUACUCAGAUAUGACAGGGGAGGAACACCUCUAUGGAUCACAGAAAAUACAGUUAAUAAUAUAUCGAUACCUAAAUGCCAGUACUGUAAUGGAGAUAGGCAAUUUGAAUUUCAAAUAAUGCCACAACUGUUGAACUUUAUUAAUGUUGGUAUUGAAUUGAACAGCAUAGACUGGGGUGUUCUAGCUAUAUACACCUGUAAAGCGAGUUGUAAUGAUGGUCCAGCAUAUAAAGAAGAGUUUAUAAUCAAACAAGAUUUGACUAAUGAAACAAUGUAAUAAGUAUAACAGAAAUAAAUAAUGUUUAAAAUUA
Molecule: messenger RNA, 1262 nt
Organism: Bicyclus anynana (squinting bush brown)
Lineage: Eukaryota; Metazoa; Arthropoda; Insecta; Lepidoptera; Nymphalidae
Gene: Zfrp8
Product: programmed cell death protein 2
Exons: 6
Coding region: 155-1228 (357 amino acids)
Cellular component (GO): cytoplasm; nucleus
Source: RefSeq, a predicted model, not a curated record